This is a messenger RNA of Eruca vesicaria subsp. sativa (arugula), 2421 nucleotides long. NCBI's taxonomy places the organism in Eukaryota, Viridiplantae, Streptophyta, Magnoliopsida, Brassicales, Brassicaceae. The record is from the annotation of a GenBank genome assembly.
AGCGGCAAUACAGAGUUCGAAUCUCACUCGAACAGUCUCUAGAGAGAGAGAGAGAGGGGUUUCUUCUUCGGCGGCCAUGGAGUAAAAUUGAAGCUUGAAUCCGUCAAAAAACCAAAACUGUAGCAAAAUCGGAGAUGCAUUUGAGACCCUCCGAUGGAAAGGGAGGCUAAUCUUCCUCCGGAUAAACCUCCGAAGAGUCUCGUCCGCCCCACCUUCCACCAGGAAUCAUCAUCAUCAUCGUCUUCUUCCUCCUCCUCCUCCUCACCAGAACUCCUACGCCAUCUUCAAGCCGCUUUCAAACGCCAUCGUCCUCUCAGUAAAAUGCAGACGACCUCUAUAGGGCCUCGGAGAUGUAUUGGUCCGCAACGACAGCCUGCAAGGAGUUCUACAGCUGAAGGGCAGAGACCUCAAGAUGUUGUUUCGUUGAGUCAGAGUCUUGCUGCCAAUACUUUGGCACAGGAUACAAGAAACUUAGCCUCUUCUGUUAAUAGAGAAACUAACGAGAAUGCUUCCUUUACGACGUCUUCAAUGUCGGGAGCUACUGUAAUGGACACGAACUUUAAUCCAUCAGACAGGGGGCAGAUGGAUUUGCGAAAAGCUGUUGUUACUAGUUUAGAAAGCAAUCUGGAUAUAGGAUCUCGUAACGAAAAUGUUAACAGAAAGGUUCAGUCUCUCGUUGGCAGCACUCUCACAUCUCAUGAUAUGGAAUGGGAUGCAACAAAUCAGGCUGAAGCAUCCAAUGCUGGUGCUUGUACUAGAUCAAAGUAUCAGAAUGUCCAGUCUGUUGAUUCCGAGGCCAGUUUAAAAUCUGAAUACAAGGUUUCAUCUUCGUUGCCAAAGAUGCAAGGACAGCUAGGAGACUUUCGCAACUUCUUGAAUCAACCUGCAUCUCAAUAUUCUGCCAUGGGGUCAUCAUGUGCCACAACUACAUUAAUUCAUUCCUCUUCAGCUCCUAUGUUAAAUGCGACUACCCAAGUCUCUCGUUGUUAUGUUGAGUCUGAUCCAAAUGCAAAUUCCCAUGCUGUUUCAAGUCAAGGGAAUGUGCCUUCUUCUCGUCCUUCUUCCAAGGAUAGCAAUAUUCUACAUGCCAAUAAAGAUGCCCUUUUAUCUGAGAUGCCAGCAUCAGCUAUUGAUCCAGAAGUAAGAGUCAAAGAGACAGGUAUGUCUAAGCAGCAACAGUGCACUACUACAGAGCUUGAAGCUCCAGUAGUAUCUUCCACUCAUGGGAGUGACGGAACAGCUAAGGCUCCUCUACCCGAUGACUUGCUAACCAGUGUUAGCUCACAGCCGCAAAAACCAGAUAAGCAUGAAAAGGUAGCAAGUAGCAAAGGGACAUCAGCUCCUCGAAAAAAAAAUUAUGAUCCGGACUUGUUCUUUAAAGUCAAUGGUAAACUCUAUCAGAGGCUUGGCAAGAUAGGAAGUGGAGGAAGUAGUGAAGUCCACAAGGUUAUUUCUUCAGACUGUACCAUAUAUGCGCUCAAGAAAAUCAAGCUCAAGGGUCGUGACUAUGCUACGGCAUAUGGAUUUUGCCAGGAAAUUGGGUAUCUAAAGAAGCUUAAAGGGAAAACCAACAUCAUUCAGCUAAUAGACUACGAGGUUACAGAUAAGUGUUUACUCCAGGAGGUUUUGAAUGGCACAAUGAGUAACAAAGAUGCAAGAGUUAAGGACGAUGGAUUUAUAUACAUGGUACUAGAAUAUGGAGAAAUCGAUCUGGCUCACAUGUUGUCUCAAAAAUGGAAGGAAAUCGAAGGAUCUGACCGGACAAUUGAUGAAAAUUGGCUUCGGUUCUACUGGCAGCAAAUACUUCAAGCUGUGAACACCAUACAUGAAGAACGCAUUGUGCACUCUGAUUUGAAACCCGCAAAUUUCCUUCUUGUCAGAGGCUUCUUAAAGCUUAUCGAUUUUGGUAUAGCUAAGGCAAUUAACAGCGACACCACAAAUAUUCAACGAGAUUCACAGGUGGGAACGUUGAGCUACAUGUCACCAGAAGCAUUCAUGUGCAACGAGAGCGAUGAAAAUGGAAACACAAUAAAAUGUGGAAGGCCAUCAGAUAUUUGGUCACUCGGUUGCAUACUAUACCAAAUGGUAUACGGAAGAACACCAUUUGCAGAUUACAAAACCUUCUGGGCAAAGUUCAAAGUCAUAACAGAUCCAAACCAUGAGAUCACUUACCAUCAACUCUCUAACCCGUGGCUUGUGGACCUGAUGAAGAAAUGUCUAGCUUGGGACCGUAACCAAAGAUGGAGAAUCCCUGAGCUUCUCCAGCAUCCUUUCCUUGCCCCUCCUAUCCCACCCGAGCCACGACUAAGCAACAGUAUUCAACUUCUCAGUCACAUAGCUACAUCUUUUGGUAGUGAUGACAGGGUUUCAGAGCUUUGUGCUCAACUCCAGGAUCGGUUACGAGUUCUUGAAGGUGAUUGA